CCACGUUAUCGCGAGCUUAAAGUAGUUUGAUGCAUUGUUUGAUGAUGGUUUGAUGUGACUUAUUGGACUAACUGCAUCGAUCGCAAGGCAUUUAAAUGCUAAUGAUUGAAAAAUGCGAUGUGCAAACGUGAGCGGCGUUAGUUUCAUUCAGAGGUGCAAAGAACUGAAGUGCCGGGUGUGCCGUGUCGCCGCUUAUCAAAAUAGUAGCAAAUCCGGCAAAUCCAAAUCUACACCUAUCUGAGGCAAUGGCCUUUUGGCAUCAGCAUCGGCCGCCACCUCCACUGCUUCAAAGCAGUCAGGGUUUUGGAGGUGCUGGACGGCCAACUCUGCCUAACCAAGGGUUCCAAACAUGGCCCACAGUGCCUCAGGGCCAACCAUUGUCGUCUCCCUACAACAUGCCUCCACCGUGUGUACCACCGCCUGCACCGCAGCAAUUCUACCCACCCCCCAGUGUGCCUCAGCCGCAAACCCCAUUGCAGCCACCCCCAUUGAGGCUACCCCCGUUGCAGCAACCAGCAUUGCAGCCUCCUCCCCCACUGCAGCCUCCUCCUCAGUUUCCUGAAAACAGUGGCGUUAGACCGCCACAAUGGAUGAACAGUGUGCCAUCACCACAACUCACAAAAGUGCACACAAGUGAGAUACCACUGGAGGAAGCGUCUAAGGAUGACAUACAGAUUAAAAGACUACCACAGUGGCUGCAGAACAAAAUCAAGCUGUAUGAAUCGAGCCAAGAGACAAGCUCCAUCAAGAAGGAAAAUGUGCCAAUUGCUAAAGAGGGCACAUCCCCCUUGAUCGUGCUUAGAGAGGCACUGGAAGCCCUGGAAACGCUGAAGAAGCUGGAAACAUUGGCUGAUAGCCUUGUUCUGCGUGGAAACGAUGAGCAGUGGUCUGCACUCAUGCAGCAUGUUGAACUGCACCAGGCAAAGCUCCAGUCACGAUGUCAACAGCUCUCCAAGGAGGAUGUUCUAUCUCGGCUACUUACUUCAGUUGAGCGACGACGAAAGAAAAGGGAAAGGCUGAAGAGACAGCGUGUACGUCGAGAACAAGAAGCUCAAGAGCAUGCCAAACAUGUGGCCAUGAUCGAAGCCAAGAUUAAUGCACGCCGUCAACAGAUAUUGGAGCGAGCAAAUCAAGAAAGACAGGAAGAAGAAAUGAAAGAGGAAGUGGACUCUAUCCUGGGAGAAAUACGGUUUAAAAUCAGCCGCACGAGAGAAUAUCUUGAGAAGUUGGAAGCCAUGAAACAGCUUCGGGCUGCUCGCAAAGAAUCUUAUCAGCAGAAAGGUCUUUAUGUUGCUCCAGAAGCAGAUAGCAACUUUGAAGAAGGCGUCUCAUCUGUACAGCACCUCCUUGAAGAUCAGCUUUCAGAUUAUUUGAAGGAGGAGACUGCACUCAAAGUCAUGCUCGAAACGGAACAGAAGGAACAAUACGAGAGCAACAAACUUGCAAACAAACAGGCAGCUGUCCUCAAAAGCUUGUUCGGAAGCACAGAAGUGAACCCGGAGGUGCUGCCAUUCAAUAAACUUUACACAUCUUCAAGUGAAAGCAUCGAUUCUUUGGCAUGGAAACUCUUGGGACAGAUUCCUCGUGCCCCCAGACCAUCCGGCGGGCUCCUCCGUGCCCGUCCAGUGGGUUGUGCCUCAGGAGCCCUCGUCCCACUCGUGGGCUAUGUACUGUGCAUCCUAGCCACGCCACCUAACUUCAUAAAAAUUUGUGAAUAAAUGAAAUUCUGAUAA
Messenger RNA from Rhipicephalus sanguineus (brown dog tick), 1733 nucleotides. Its product is annotated as programmed cell death protein 7. The record is from RefSeq and is a predicted model, not a curated record. The coding region runs from base 246 to 1718 and encodes 490 amino acids. The transcript is spliced from 9 exons. NCBI's taxonomy places the organism in Eukaryota, Metazoa, Arthropoda, Arachnida, Ixodida, Ixodidae.